GGAACCAUUUCCGUAUUUGACCGCUAGGUUUUAUGGGCAUUGUGAUUAUAUAUUGCGGUACUCUAUAGGCUACUUCUGAUACCUGUAAAUCUGCCCUUAAAGAUCACUGAAAAUAAAAAAAAUUGCUACUUUCGUUUCACGCCAGUGGUAUUUGACAGUUCCCCUCAAUUCUCUGACGUUUACCCCGCCCCAUCAAUCCUGGGUUGUUUACAAUACUGCCACAGGCCAGGAAUGGUAAGGGGCUUGACGGAAUCUUUUGGAACAUAACUCGUCAACUAGCUACUUUUACGAUAGAGGUCGUCUCUGAAAAGUAUUUGCGAACAGGGAAAGGUGCCACGCAAGAGCGGCCCGGCAACUUGACUGCAGCACGACCUUGGAUUGGAAAAGUAAGCACCAUCGCCACCCGAAAAUAACAGUAGCGAGGCUCCCACUUCCUGGGGUGUGAGGGAUUGAUCUCCUGUCACCAUGGACAUGGACACCCAGCCACAAGGCCAGCAGGCAGCAGUACCCGUGUUCCAGCCUCAGAAGCCGCUUCAGCCGGACAUGGGCCACAACUCUCUGGCUAACUUCCAGAUUGAGAAGAAGAUUGGGCGGGGCCAGUUCAGUGAGGUGUACCGGGCCAGGUACCUGAUGGACAACACCUCCAUGGCCCUCAAGAAGGUUCAGAUAUUCGACUUGAUGGAUGCCAAAGCUCGGCAAGAUUGCAUCAAAGAAAUAGAUCUCCUAAAGCAACUGAACCACCCAAACGUGAUCAAGUACCAUGCAUCAUUUAUUGAGGAGAAUGAGCUGAACAUUGUGUUGGAGCUGGCCGAUGCUGGUGACCUCUCCCGGAUGAUCAAGCACUUCAAGAAGCAGCGGAGGUUAAUUCCAGAGAGGACAGUGUGGAAGUACUUUGUCCAGCUGUGCAGUGCGCUGGAACACAUGCACUCCCGACGGGUCAUGCACAGAGAUAUAAAGCCAGCUAAUGUGUUCAUAACAGCCACAGGAGUGGUGAAGCUGGGAGAUCUGGGACUAGGACGAUUCUUCAGCUCUAAAACCACCGCUGCCCAUUCUUUAGUGGGGACCCCGUACUACAUGUCUCCAGAGAGAAUACAUGAAAACGGAUACAACUUCAAAUCUGACAUCUGGUCUCUAGGCUGCCUGCUCUACGAGAUGGCAGCUCUCCAGAGCCCGUUCUAUGGCGAUAAGAUGAACCUGUACUCUCUGUGUAAGAAGAUAGAGCAGUGUGACUACCCUCCACUCCCUUCCGACCACUACUCUGAAGAGCUGAGGAAGGUGGUAGAUAUGUGUAUUAACCCUGACCCAGAGAAGAGGCCGGACAUCAUGUAUGUGUAUGACGUCGCCAAACACAUGCACGGCCAGACGCAGCAGGGCAGCUAAGUCUACACCUGAGGAUACAAUACAACCCGCAUCUCUUCCUCUCUUCCCUCCUCCUUUCAUCCCUCGCUUCCACAUAAGGACAGGCAGACACCAAUCUUGUCUUUCACACAAUCAUGUAUUGAGAAGUUCUGCAAAAAAAAGGUUAUGUCAUGAAGGUGUUUUGUUUAAGAGAAGGGGGUUAUUUACAGUGCAUUCGUAAAGUAUUCAGACCCCUUCACUUUUUCCACAUUUUGCUAAUUUACAGCCUUAUCCUAAAAUGGAUUAAAUGUUUUUUCCCCC
Molecule: messenger RNA, 1659 nt
Organism: Oncorhynchus kisutch (coho salmon)
Lineage: Eukaryota; Metazoa; Chordata; Actinopteri; Salmoniformes; Salmonidae
Product: serine/threonine-protein kinase Nek7
Exons: 10
Coding region: 466-1380 (304 amino acids)
Biological process (GO): peptidyl-serine phosphorylation
Cellular component (GO): nucleus
Molecular function (GO): protein serine/threonine kinase activity; ATP binding
Source: RefSeq, a predicted model, not a curated record